ACUCUCAAACUCACUGCCAGCGUUUCAUUCAUUCAAGCUGACCACCGGUCAACCUGCUGGAACCGCGGGAAUCCCGCCUCGACUCUCAGAAACAACAGGAUGUGGAACAAGGAGAAGCAGAGUCCACCUGCUGACCGGGGCCAUGCCGUCGCCCUCAUCAUCUUCUUACUCGGUUUGGGAACUCUGCUGCCGUGGAACUUCUUCAUCACGGCCUCCCAGUAUUUUAACGGACGCCUCAUGGUUGCCAACGCCACCUCUAACGCCACGUCAGGCGGCGCCACUAAAGAUUACAACUAUGACAGCUGGAUGGCUUUGCUUUCCCAGCUGCCCCUGCUGCUCUUCACGCUGCUCAACUCUUUCCUGUAUCAGUGGGUGAAGGAGCGCGUCCGUGUGGCCUUCAGCCUCAUCAUCAUCUUCUUCCUCUUCUCCCUCACUGCUGCUCUGGUCGAGGUCAACAUGCAGCCGGACACCUUCUUCUCUGUCACCAUGGCAACCGUCUGGUUCAUCAACAUGUUUGGCGCCGUGCUGCAGAGCAGUCUGUUCGGCGUGGUCGGCCUGUUCCCUCCUCGUUACAGCACUCUGUUCAUGAGCGGUCAGGGUCUGGCCGGGAUCUUCGCCGCCGUCGCCAUGCUCUGCUCCAUCCUCAGUAACGCAGACAGAAACUCGGCAGCGCUGGGAUACUUCAUCACUCCCUGUGUGGCCACCCUGGGGACUCUGCUCUGCUACCUGCUGCUGCCACACCUGGAGUUUGCUCGUUUUUACCUGAACAGGAGUCAGUCUGAUAAAGUGGACACGUCGAAGGAACUCCUCAGCAGCACAGAGAAAAAAGAUCUGGAAGCCAAAGGGAAGUUCGUGGGUGAGUCAGAGGAGAGUCAGGAGCGCUCGUCUGUCCUCGCCGUCUUCAAAAAGAUCUGGUUGAUGGCUCUGUGUGUGACGUGUGUGUUUGCCGUCACCCUGUCGGUGUUUCCCGUCAUCACAGUCCGAGUGCAGACCGUCUACAAGGACAACGAAGCCUGGAAACAAGUGUUCACCUGUGUUUGCUGCUUCAUUGUUUUCAACGCCAUGGACCUGGUGGGUCGCAGCGCCCCGUCUCUCGUCCAGUGGCCGUCGAAGGAGAGCCGCCUGUUUCCCGUGGCCGUGCUGUCGCGUCUGGUCUUCAUCCCUCUGCUCAUGCUGUGUAACGUGGAGAACCCCAGACUCACCGUCCUCUUCACUCACGACUGCGCCUUCGUCACCAUCAUGGCUCUGUUCUCCUUCUCCAACGGCUACCUGGCGAGCCUCUGCAUGGCCUACGCUCCGCAGUUGGUGCGGUACAAGGACUGUGAGACGGCCGGUUCUCUGAUGACCUUCUUCCUGGUCCUGGGUCUAGCUGUGGGAGCGUCUUUCUCCUUCCUACUGGGAAAACUGGUGACGGCUUGACCUCACGAAACUUUUACUGAUCCUCGUUAGGAAACUUUGGUCACUAUCAAAAAAAAAAAGGGAAACACCACGUGUGAUUGAAGUGUCAUUUUUAAUCUCUUAAAAAAAAAAAAAAAUGAACCAGAG
This is a messenger RNA of Seriola dumerili (greater amberjack), 1545 nucleotides long. Its product is annotated as equilibrative nucleoside transporter 2-like. Gene Ontology annotation, biological process: guanine transport; nucleoside transmembrane transport; hypoxanthine transport. The record is from RefSeq and is a predicted model, not a curated record. Bases 100 to 1419 code for a protein of 439 amino acids. Gene Ontology annotation, molecular function: nucleoside transmembrane transporter activity. Gene Ontology annotation, cellular component: basolateral plasma membrane; plasma membrane. Lineage: Eukaryota; Metazoa; Chordata; Actinopteri; Carangiformes; Carangidae. The transcript is spliced from 13 exons.